AUGUCGCUCGAUGCAAACUAUGAAAUUCCUCAGACUCAGCAAGCAGCUGUUCCAGAUGGCUCAGGUCCUGGUGCGAAAGUCUUGGUGAAGACUAUCCCUGUCCCUCAGCCGGCCUCACACCAGAUCCUCGUCAUGAUCAACUGGAGUGGUCUCUGCGCAUCGGACAAAUGCUUCCUCCGCGACGAAUGGGCCGCUUACAAUGGGAUGUUUCCUCUCAUGGCUACCUCAUCACUCGGAAUCGCGGGACAUGAAGGAGCUGGGGUGGUUGUAGCCGUCGACGAUGACGUUUCUGCCCUCUGGAAAGUCGGCGAUCGGGCUGGGGUCAAGUGGGUUGAGUCAACCUACGGCGUUCGCGAAAUGUGUUCCAACGGCUUUUGUGAGGUUCAUUUCCCGAAAGUCAUCCAUCAUGCGGUAGAAGUUGCUGGUACCUUUCAGGAAUACUGCGUCACUGAUGGACGAUACGCUACCAAGAUCCCUGACGGAGUCACGGAUAAAGAGGCUGGACCUAUCAUGUGCGGAGGAUUCUCAGCGUACGCGGCUUUACGCAAAAGCCAUGGCAAUCAAACCUAUGGGGCCCAUGGGGUUAUGCUUGCCACUCCCUCGAAGGAGGCAUAUGAUAUCGUGCCACAUACUCUAAGAGUCCGCGGAACACUGGUAACACUUGGCAUCCGGAAUCAUUCCGCUGUUAUGGCUGGAACGAUGGCUGCCCUGGUCAUCGGGAAGAGGUUAAACAUUGUUGGGAGUCUUUUUGGCACCAAAAGGAAAGCCGACGAGGCACUCGACUUUACAGCGAGGGGAUUGAUCCAUCCUAUUUUGACUAAGGGGACUUUGCAUGACAUUGAUAGGUUCUGUGACAUGCUUCAGGAGGGUAGUGUCCCGGGACGAGCUAUGAUCAAGGUAUCUCCUUAA
This is a messenger RNA of Fusarium mangiferae, 909 nucleotides long. RefSeq lists its product as uncharacterized. NCBI's taxonomy places the organism in Eukaryota, Fungi, Ascomycota, Sordariomycetes, Hypocreales, Nectriaceae. The coding region runs from base 1 to 909 and encodes 302 amino acids. The transcript has 3 exons. The record is from RefSeq and is a predicted model, not a curated record.